ACCACUAUGACAGCCGCAUCCUAUAAAUGUAAUGACAUCCAGAACUAUCCUGGUCAGUGUGUCACUGCUCGGACGUUUUUGCCUCAAAGGAAAGAAGGCGCUGGUCAUUGGCUUGUCGCAUUCAGAAAGGCAGAGGAGGACAGAUUCAGGGCUGUGCAAAGAAGAAAAAUUAAAGAGACUUUCAAUAAACAGAAAAACAGGUCAACACCUACUGAUGAUGCUGGUGGGAAAAACUUAGAUCGAGCUUUACUUCUCCAGUUACACUGUGUGGAAAAGCCAUCUGAGCUGUGCUGUGUUGACAUCAGCGAACAGGAGCUGAAUUCUGUGAAGGCAGAAGACCUCACAGAGUUUGAGAAUGUGGCUUACAUCGAUGCAUCAGUCAACUUCCUCUCUUUAGGAUCUUUCAGCAGUUUUGUGUCUUUAAGAGAGCUCAAUCUGUCUUUAAAUGGCCUUUCCAACAUGACUUUUAAUGUGGAUGAUUUUCCUUUUCUGGAGGUUUUAGAUUUGUCCUACAACAGCCUGUCAGGUGAUUGUAUCGUUUCCAUUGGUCGACUUUUGCAUCUCAGAGUCCUUCAUCUGACUGGAAAUAAACUUCAUCAUCUUCCUCCUGAUCCGGGUUCUUCAAACCAUGACCCCGAUCAACCUUCACCUAAAGCAGACGACACAUGGUUUAAAACUCUUGAAGUCCUGAUGCUCGAUGACAACAAACUGUCUUCUGGAGUCUUCAACAGUCUGGCAAACCUGAGGAGAUUGAGGCACUUGAACCUGCAGAAGAACCGAAUCAAUGAAAUACCGUUUUUACAUCUAGUGGACAACUCCAGACCUUUCCAAAAUGCAAAGGCACCAACUGAGCCAAAUCGUAACACCGACGAUGAUAAGGUCAAGAGAGUUACACAGAGCAUUCAUGUGGAAAACUGGGAGAGCUACCAAGAAUCCAGUUUGCCACUUCCAGAGCUCCAGAUUCUCAAUGUAUCCUGCAACAAGUUUGUUGCAGAAGAAGCUCUGCUGCCUGUGGCUCUUUUCCCGAAGCUCAGAGAAAUCGAUAUCAGCUUGAACCCUCUGACCACAAAGAGAAGUGGAGACCCUCCUUUGUUGACCUUCUACCUUCAAGACCAACUGGGUGUAAUAAUAAAACGUAAAGACACACAGGGAGUUAAGUCUCAACUGAAGGUCUCCACUAAUCCAAAAUGGAAGGUGAAGGAAAUGAUCCCGAAGGCGCCAAAAAAGCCGCUGGUGAAAAAUGCUUCUCGUCCGGCUUUAACUCAUAUCGAGGACACUGCAGAGAAGAAAAAAACAGCAUCUGUUGACAUAAACGACGGAGAUGAAGACAUUCAGCACUUUUUUCUUACUGAGUCUCAAGAGAAAGAAACUGUAGAAAAACAGGAGGAAAAUGACAACUCACACUCUGAAAAAUUCACACAUUUCAAUCUGUUAUUGGACGUUAAAGCAGAUCCUCAUGCGGCGGAACACAUCGGAAUUCAAACAGCUGUCCGAAUGCUGGAACACACACUGAAGAAUCUUAAUAUUUAUAGAGACUCAAAACCAAAACUUGAUAGCAUCCAGACAUCAUACAGAGAACAAGAGAAACAGAUAAAGGCACUUCCACCUCUGAAACCAGCAAAGCAUGUAAAUAAGGCAAGAGUCGAUGAAAUGAUAAAGGAAAUGAAAGCGAGCACAACAAUAAGAGAAGUUCCUCUAAGCAGAGUCAUACAUGGCAAAGGUGUUAACAAGCAAGAAUAUAAAGAGGCUGUAGCCCUGAUGGAAGACAUGAGGACAAAGUACAAGAUGGUCCAUGAGAAAACAAGGGAACAAGCGGCAAAUAUGGACUCAAAAACACCAACCAAACUAGAUUAACCCAUACAGACCCAGUGCUACUUUUGGAGCACUUCCGAAAUUAAUUUCACUCUAGAUCAACCCUUUCUUAACCUUCCACUUGUGUUAGCUUCCUGUUACCAUCUUUUCUGUUAUAAGGUUGGUUUUGACC
Molecule: messenger RNA, 1984 nt
Organism: Sphaeramia orbicularis (orbiculate cardinalfish)
Lineage: Eukaryota; Metazoa; Chordata; Actinopteri; Kurtiformes; Apogonidae
Gene: xrra1
Product: X-ray radiation resistance associated 1
Exons: 16
Coding region: 7-1854 (615 amino acids)
Cellular component (GO): nucleus
Molecular function (GO): protein binding
Source: RefSeq, a predicted model, not a curated record